Molecule: messenger RNA, 1762 nt
Organism: Myxozyma melibiosi
Lineage: Eukaryota; Fungi; Ascomycota; Lipomycetes; Lipomycetales; Lipomycetaceae
Exons: 2
Coding region: 248-1510 (420 amino acids)
Source: RefSeq, a predicted model, not a curated record
CAGGAUUUCGUGCGGAGACCAGCAGCCCAGCCUGCGUCCGCCCACCGCCGCCGCUAACACCGGCUCGCAAUCGGAGGCCCACCUUCUUCUCGUCUUUCUGUCUGUCUGUGUCUUCUUCCUCUUCUCAGGUUCUUUUGUUGUCUGUCUGCUCUUCUUCCUCUUGCUCGCAUAUCCGCAUCAUCCGACUAUGUCUCCCCGGCCUCUGCUCUGAAACAAAGUUCGAUCAGCUGCAUUUUAGCCUCUGUAAAUGAUGUCUGCGGCGCAGACUAAUCAUGUCAGUCCGAUCAACGCGCAGGGCGAACACCACCAGCAUCCUCUCGCUCUCUACGACCGGCAGGACUUCUCCGCCGGCCCCGACCAGAACCGCCAGCAGAAGCUGCACCAGCAGCAGCAUCUAGUACUCGACCAGCAGCAGCAUCUGGAGGACAUCUUCCCCAGUUCCUCCGUCCAGCUCUACGGCUACGGUCCACCCCGUCAGCAGCACCAGCACCAGCACCAGCACCACCAGCACCAACAGCAGCUCCAUCUACAACAGUCCUCCCUCAACCAGCGCUACUAUCCCAACUACCUCCUCCAAAACCCAUCAAUCCUCGCCCCCGACCCCGCCUUCUCUCACCAGUCCACCACCAACCCCCUCGCUCUCGGCCCAUUCCCUCUCUCCCGCAACGAUCGCUACUCGUCAGCAUCAGACUCGAUCUCCGACAUCAGCCUAUCCCACCCCGCAGACCCCCACCCCGCUCCUUUUUCCCAACCCCCGGCCGCAGAGAGCAAACCCCACACGGCCGACCUUGACGAUAACAUCAACGACGACGAAGACGACGACGACGAUGCAAACGACGAUAGCACCGGCGGCGGCGCGCACGCGGAAGACGUCAAGCGCCGUACGCGGGUCACCGCCGAGCAGCGACUGCGCAUAGUCCAGCUCUGCAACGAACAUCAAGCACAGUUUGUCAACUACGAGCGCUUCUUUCAGGAAAUGAGAAAACUCUUUCGUGCAAAAACGGGCCUCAACGUCAAAGCAAUGCGAAAAUCAAUGGCAUACUGGUCCUCGCAGCACGAAGAGCGCCGCGCGCAUAUACUCCCCGACACACCACUGACAGAGUACGACAAGGAAAUGGACAGAUGGUGCCGCUUCAUCGACUCGGUCCGCGCCAAAAAGCGCGAAAAAAAAGCAUCCGCGGACGCUAUGCGCAUCGAGAGACUGCGCAGCAGACUCGGCGGCCAUCAGGUUCGGCCGCUGUCGACUCUAACUCUGGCUCAUGACGCAGCAGCCGAAGGGAGUAGUAGUACUAAAGAGAAUAACGAAAACAGCAACCCCGACGCCGGGAAAAAACAGGCGCAGCAGUUUGAUCCGCUCGGGAUCGUCAUCGUCCAGCUCGAUCAGGUUAGCAAGACUGUGGUCGAGCUGCAGCGGAAAUAUGAAUCGCUUGAGACGCAGUUCAAUGGGCUUGUGGACCAGGUCACUAGAGCUACGUCUCUGCUCAACGAGCUUUGCGAGAAAUUGCUAUGACAGCUUGUUUCUUUUUUGUUUUUUUGUUUGUUUCAGUAGGUGUAUUUGGUCAUUGUGUCUGGUGUUUGUUUUCAUUAUGAGUGGGUUUUGUAUUUACUUCCUGUAAGCAUCUUCAGUUAACAAUAUAGCCAUGCAACCCCUCCAAGUCUCUCAACUCUAGCAACGGACUUUAAACAGAGAUUUAUCAUCAUCAUCAUCUCUCAAAUCUACACAGAGCUAUCAUGCUUUUUCGCAACCCGUCUAUACGCAGCC